Molecule: messenger RNA, 2450 nt
Organism: Aspergillus homomorphus CBS 101889
Lineage: Eukaryota; Fungi; Ascomycota; Eurotiomycetes; Eurotiales; Aspergillaceae
Exons: 10
Coding region: 218-2398 (726 amino acids)
Biological process (GO): DNA-templated transcription; regulation of DNA-templated transcription
Molecular function (GO): zinc ion binding; DNA binding; DNA-binding transcription factor activity, RNA polymerase II-specific
Source: RefSeq, a predicted model, not a curated record
GACCUCCCCGAUUUGGCGGACUACCCCGGAAAACUCCCUGGAUGGUGAUUUCUGCGUCUUUCCGGUUUCGUUCUUUCCAGUAAUUCUCGAGUUAUGCGCUCCGGGAGACUCUCCAUUUAGAUUGUGUGGGUGAUGGUAGCACGCCCUGGAAGCCGUUGCAUGAUCUUCCUACCAUUUACUUCCCGCUGCUGCUCUGUGUCUCCAAACCACGCCCGCCAUGGCUCUGGACGACUCUCAGCAUACGUACGAAGAUGAGGGAGUCACGACAGUUACACAGUCCAAGGUUUCCAAGCCCGCCGUUGUCCGCAAGAAAUUUGCAAAGCCUCCUGUCAAAGUAGCAUGUCUCGCGUGUCGUGCUUCACGAACACGGUGCGAUGGACAAGACCCUUGCACAAACUGUCUUAGCAAGAAGCGGAAGUGCUCCUACCUGCCUAGUAAACGCGGGGGUCCACGAAAGAAGAAGAAGCCUUCGAUCUCUUCGGAUGAGGCCGUUCAGCAAGAUGACGAGCAGAGCGCCAUGAUUACCCCACCAUCCUCCGGGUUCACUGACUCCUCGGAAGUCUUUGGCCAGAUUGAUGUACUAUCAAUCCCUGGGGCAGGACUCAGAAGCCUGGACUUUCCGUCUGAUGUGCACGCCAUGUUCACAGAUCUUUUCGUCCCUGAUGGCGAGAGUAAUAUUCCAGUCCAAAUGGAGCCCACUCCUUCGCCAUCGAAUGUCCCAUCGCGCUCCCUGGUUAGGACUUACGGCGGUGAAAUAGAUAUCUUGAAUGCCUACUAUGAAUUCAUCCAUCAUUAUUUCCCUAUACUUCCGCCGAGGUUGACCCCGCGCAUCCCAGAUCGACCUCUGGACUGCGUCGGUUCGUUCACCGAGUCACCUACAGAGGAACCCAUGAUACCCUAUCGGCCACAAUCUCCCCUCAGCUGUGCGAUCUCGGCCAUAUUAGCUCUAGUGCCACAUCCAAACGAUCUUGAACCAUCUAGUCCCGCCUCUGUGGUCCGUCGCCGAACAUACGCCCAGACGUUUGCGCAGAUGGCCAAUUCGAGCAUCGAAUCCGACUGCGAGCUCCAUGUCUCGACCACUGAUCCUGCACAAGCGCUGUCCAAUGACCGGCCCCUCAUUGACCGAGCUCCUCUUCACCCUCGAGCGCCUGUGGAACUGGAGAGCAUAUUGGCACUUUUAGUUCUCUCAGUCUACGAAUACACCCAACGAGGGAACUUGUUGAAGAUGAGAUAUCGUGCCGGUCAAGCCCUGGCAAUAGCACUGGACAUGUCUCUGCACUCGCUCGGCGAUGAUUAUGAUGAAUUCUCAGAAGCUCGAAGAAGAGCUUGGUGGAUGACCUAUUAUUGCGUCCUCCAAGGUUCUAUUGUUAGCGCAACACCGCUCUCUAUUGUCGCCAACGAUCCUCAAUUCGUCACCCCCUACCCACGCUUCUCUGCUGAUCCCGACGGGUGGACCGUUCUGAUCCAAGCUCAACAAGUGCUUGUAUCGGCAACACAGUUCGUCGUCGAUCUCAACAAAUGCGUCUUAACCAGAACGAACAUGCAAUACAUCUUCGAGCGAAUGCAGCAACUCGAUUCAUGGGCAGGUUCCGCUUUAGCGCAGUCGAAUCUGUUGCCCAUAGUUCCGCAGCCCAUGACUUGUGGGGGUGACAUAGAAUCUAUAACGGCUCAAAGUAUUCGCUCCAUUUCGCGUAUCAAGCUGUCGAGCGCUCAAAUCAAGAUCCAUCGUUUCAGAGCAUUCUCCGAUAUACCCAUCUUCAUCAAGAAACAUUGCGAUCUUACCGCGGCCACCACCACCAGCCCUGUAUCAGCCGACGCCGUAAAAAGCCCGGCGACACAAGACGGCAUUACCCGGGUCGGUUGCUCCUGUAGCAGUCUCGACAUGUUCCAGCAAUCCCCAUCUGAAUAUACCCCUUCUUCCGCAUCUUCAACGUCCUCCGAGUUCUCAUCUAUACCUCAGUAUUCUUUCACAAGUGGAUUUCCUUACAGCAGCCAACACUCGGCCAAAAUAUGCCUUCGGGCGUCCCUUCUGAUCUCUCAAAUGUUCCACUGCCUACCUCUCCCGCAGCCGCUUCAGGAUAACUGCCACCCUCAACAAGGCCUGCAGCUACUGUCGAGCCAACUCCCGCGGACCAUGCCAUCGUUCGCCUGCUGUCUCAUGCAGGGUAGUUACGCCAUGUUGAUGAUAUUCUACAAAGCCCGCGUCGAGAAGCAGAUGACCCCAGACUACGGCAGCGACAACAUGAGUAGCCCGUCCGACCGACUGAUCGAAGAGAUCCGGGAGGGGCUGGAGCGCAUCAUCGCAACGGCGUCGAAUUACGCGCUUGCUUUCGAGGCGUUAGAUGGCAUGAGAGAUGAAAUCGAGGGUGCAUAUCAUACGGCGUUUAUCCAAGCAUGAAGAGUCCCAAUUUCUCCACCAAUAUCUAAUCUCUCGACUCGUACAUACACAC